Molecule: messenger RNA, 904 nt
Organism: Emiliania huxleyi CCMP1516
Lineage: Eukaryota; Haptophyta; Isochrysidales; Noelaerhabdaceae
Exons: 6
Coding region: 17-601 (194 amino acids)
Source: RefSeq, a predicted model, not a curated record
AUCGACUUGUGUGUUGAUGGUGAUCACCGUCAGCGAGUUGAUGGAGCGCUGGAACAAGAAGCCAAAGCAGGCAGCCCCGCCCUGGCCACUCAACUCAUCGGGCACCGACAUCGUCGAGGGCAUCAUCAUGCAGGCGACCGUCACCACUUCGGACAUGCUCGAUCUGCUAGCCGAGUGCCUCUCCUUUGAGGCAGAGCAGGAGUGGGUGCCGGCCGCCGCCGGCUGUCAGCUCUGCGGAGGUUUCCCGUACUCGACGAAGUGCGACGUCUCGCGCCAGUUUGGCGUGUGCGGCUGUGUGGUCGCGGCCGAGAUGGAACAAGCGGCGGAGGCUGAGGCUCGCCAGGCGCAGGCCGCCGCGUUUGCCCACACAGUCAAGGGGGUCCUGUACGGCGCCCUCCCGCUCUCCCUCUCCUUCCCGGACAUCGCGGAGGGCCUCCUCGCCGCCCAAGGCCGUACGCCUCUCGUCUGCCCCUUGCCUGGCGUCGGUGGCCCCAACCGCAAGCGCGCCCGGCCGCCACUCGCGCCUCCCUCCCGCCCGGUCGCCCGCCGCGACGCGCCACGCACCACACGCUACAACCGGCUCGGCCGCCGCCACACCUGAAUGAGGAGGCUAGCCAACGACACAGAGUCUGGCGAGACUCGGACAGACUGACGCCGACCGUCGGGCGACCGCGAGGCGCGGCAGAGCGCCAGUGCGGUGGACAUCAAGAAGGUGUGGCGCCCGCAUGUGCAUGUGCAUGUGGUGAGUGACGCUUGAGGACAAGGAUGGAGCAUUGCAUUGUUAACAGCUUUAGAGAGAUCGCGCGUCUUGUUUUGGACCUCUCUCUUUCGUUGAGUUCUACUACUUACAAGUGUGAGCCGUAGACCGUGUAGAGUUCUACACUGUCACGAGCCUCAUCUCUCC